Messenger RNA from Acanthochromis polyacanthus (spiny chromis), 8284 nucleotides. It is a transcript of the gene scn4ba, whose product is annotated as sodium channel, voltage-gated, type IV, beta a. The transcript is spliced from 5 exons. Gene Ontology annotation, molecular function: sodium channel regulator activity; transmembrane transporter binding. Gene Ontology annotation, cellular component: membrane; voltage-gated sodium channel complex. Bases 763 to 1470 code for a protein of 235 amino acids. Gene Ontology annotation, biological process: regulation of sodium ion transmembrane transporter activity; regulation of ventricular cardiac muscle cell membrane repolarization; cardiac muscle cell action potential involved in contraction. The record is from RefSeq and is a predicted model, not a curated record. NCBI's taxonomy places the organism in Eukaryota, Metazoa, Chordata, Actinopteri, Pomacentridae.
UCACUCUCUCUUCACCUCUACCUCUGCAGUACCUCUCUCUCGCCCAUUCCUCCCUGUGCCGGCUAGGGAGACACGCACUUUCUGCUUUUCUGCCUGGCUGCUGGCGCCGCUCCAGCAUCCCUCUGUGCCUCUUGUGUGUUCUCCUCCCCCCCUCCAGCCUAUGUCUCCCCCCUAUGGGGUUUGUCGGCCAGCCUGCUACCCUGGCUGUUGCUGCUGCUGCUGCUGCUGGAGCAGUGGAUCUGUUUGACACUACGCUGCUGCACUGCUACCGCUCUGCCUCGCUUCUCCUCUCUGCCUUUCGCCUCACACUCUGCUUUGCUGGAUAAUCACCACUGAGUCUGCCAGAGACAGCGACAGAAGACAGGAAAGGAGGGAGCCAAAGGGACCAAGAGGCUGCACUCUUCAAUCAACUGCUGCAUUCUUCAGUCUGUCUUUUUCCCUCUGCUUUCCUGGGCUGCUGGAGAGCAGAGCAGGGAACAACUGGACAAGAGAGAGCUCCCAGAAGGAAUCUAUCCUCCUCUUUAUUGCGCUUCCUCCCUCUGUUCAUUCCUGGGACAGAGUGCAGAGGAGGAGAGAAGAGGGAGGGACUGAGAUCAGGACUUGAGACUCUUCCUUCGGCUACACAGCUCAGUGUCCCACCUUGCUCCAGAGGCACAUAAGUCAAACACACACAGUAGCUGGCAGACCUGAAGACAGACACACUUUCUGUAACACAGAAGGACAGACAGGACCACAGACAGACAGACGGGUGGUGUCGGUGUCAUGGCGUCAGUGGACAGCACCGGUUCGGGUGUCUCUGGUCGGCUGAGAUCUGGGGAUCUACUUCAGGCUGGUCUGGCAGUUGCACUGCUGCUGGGUAUAUGGACUGCUGGUGGACUGGAGGUUUCGACAGGUAAAGUGUCUCAGAUUGAAGCAAUGAAUGGCUCCACAGUUCUGCUGACCUGCACCUCCUCCUCCUGUAUUGGCAUCAAAAACCUCUACUUCAACUGGCAGUAUAAUGACAAUGGAACCUUUAGGAAGUUAUGUGAAGGACUAAUUCCUAUGGAGUAUGUGGAGCCGGAUGUCAAGGUGUACCAUGAGCGAGUGGAGUUCGUCGGGAACUCAAAGCCUCCUCACAUGAACAUUUCCAUCUUGCUGUGGAACAUCACGUUUGAAGAUGAAGGAGAGUACAUCUGUUUUGCCAGGAACCCGAAAGAGAAGAACCGCAACCACAGCGCUGUCUUCACGCUUAUAGUGGUGGACCAAAUGAAGGAGGUUGACAAUACUUUGACAGUCAUUAUUGUCUCAGUGCUGGGUGGAGUCAUUGGCUUAGUUAUCAUCAUCAUGGUGAUAAAGGCCUUGGUUGUUCACUUCCUGUUGAAGGAUGAUGAGAAGAAUAAAGAGUGCUUGGUGAGCUCCUCAGGGAAUGACAACACAGAAAAUGGACUUUCAGGAGCCAAAGCUGACAACAAAGGAACACCAAAGGCUUGAGCAAGAUGCAAAGUAUGUCUGUACGUUUGUAUAUACGUUAGACAAAUGUACACGCUCAGAGAAAAAGUUAUCAUCGGUGGACUGUUUUAUCUUACUAGUGGCUAACUAAUACAACUUGUAAAUGUCUAUUUUAAAUCAUGCUUGAGAUUUGGGAAGUGUGAAAUGUGCAUAGGCCUGGAUCACUCUCUCACUUACAUGGCAGCCCAAUUGUGACACAGACCACAGCCUGUUACUGAAUUCAGCUCUACAUGUUACUGAACCGAACAUUUUCUGAUAUAUACGGCCUCCAGUUUCACACACUUGAGGUUUCCACACCUUCCACGAUAACCUCUUUUUUUACUGAAUGCAUGUCCUCAUAAAAUAUUAUUCAUGUUUUCAUAUUAUUCAUUAAUAUUACUCAUGUAUGUUUUAACUGCUACAUGAAUUUAGAGGAAGGACUGAUCCUCCAGUGCAUUAAGAUACUUUUUUACAGAACAAAUUUAAGCCUUUAACUUCCACUUCAAAACAUACUUUACAGUCUUAGCUGACAAGCUACCAUAAGUUUGAUUCUUAGUUUAAAAUUCCUGAGGUUCUCAUCUUCUCCAGAACUCUUCGUCAAACUUGGACCCAAACUAAGCUGACCACACUUGGAUACCACAAAGAAUUGCCAUAAUCUAUGAACUGCCAUGAUGUUCGCUGAACAUCGCCUAACUGCUGAAAUGCUUCUUUUAACCGUCACACGACACUGAUGUAAAUCCACCAGUGAACACAAACCAGAGGACCAUUAACCAAGAUUAUUUUUUUCAUAAGUGAAAGCCAACAUUUUUCAGUCACUCUGAAAUAAAAUGAUCUGUAAAUAACACAGGUAAAUAUACAUUUUUAAUGCUGCUUGUAAAAUGGCAUUUCAACGUUUAAGGAUCUGGUAGAGUACUGAUUGAAAGUGAACUUACUCUUGUGUUGGCUUUCCAGGGGUCUUAAAUGCUAUUUUUUCCUGACCUUUCCGUCCUGAUCGACUGGCCUUAACCUCUACAAUGCCAGUCUGAAGUUUACCGUUUACUGCUGGGUCCAGGUUAGACACACUGUUGGGGUGUUUGGUUCAUUAAUGCUGACGGGAGAUUUUGAUAGAGCGCAGGUUAACUGAGGCUGACAACUGGGCUCUCCAAAGGUGACUGAAGGAUCCAGUUCUGCACAGGUUUUAUUGUUUUGCUUUAGAUAAACACAGGUGCCUGUUCUGCUUCUGCUCCCUCUGCUGGUGGGAGGAUAAAAACACAGAAAAUAUAUAUAAAAAACAAAAAAAAACAACAACCCUAACCCUCAUCAAAGACAAUCCCCAGCCUACCCAGCUCCCUAUAGAAAGGAAUGAACUUAAUCAUGCUGCUUCUGACUAAUAACCAAUGCAUUUUUAGCAUGUGCACAUUUUAUAGAACUUCAUAUAAGUAUAUGUUGCACCACAGUACAGGAACAUUUCCUUGUGUCUCCGUCUGGUCCCAUUUAAUCCUCCAAAUCAACCUGAAGUGUCAAAAGACCUGUCAACGCCCCUCCCAACACUGCUACAACCUUUUUUUUAACCCCUUUAACCAGGUCAGGGAUGGAAACUUUUAGGUAUUGGCCUGCAGGUAUGACUGGGAAAGAUAGACACUUACUCUGAAUCUAAGAAUGUUUUAUUAACUCUAAGUUUGAGUCAUACAGUUAAACAACGUUGCGAAAGGAGCAAAAGAAGUUGGCAUUUUCUUUCGUGGUGCACUAGAAUAACUUGCAAGCCAAGACAGCAACAAAUGCACCUCUCCAGAUACUUAUUUCCCGUUUCCACAUUUGUAUGUGGACUCAAACUGGAUUCAAAAGUAAACCUGUAGAAAACAACAUGACAAUACAACGUGUGUGUAUAUAUAUACAAACACACACACACACACACACACACAUAUAUAUAUAUAUAUAUAUAUAUGUACUUGUAACUGUGCUAUAGGCCAAACAAGUCCAUUAAUAAAGUCUCAGUGGUGCAGGUAGCCCAGCAGUGGGACAGAUCACUGCAGAAGAAUGUAAAGACUGUCAGGGAAAACGUGUAAAAUAUUGUCCAAAAAAACCAUUUUAAUUCUUUACAAAGAAAUUAUAUCCAGUGUUAGUAUUAUUAUAAAGUGAAUGUGUGAAUAUCCCUCAAGAGCAGUGGUACAGUUUUGUUGGACCACUAUAAUAUUCUAUGUAAGUCUCUAGCUAUUGACUAUACUUAAAACUUUGAGCGUUGAAGAUUAUAUGAAGAUUGAUCUGAGUUUUCAAAGAGAACCAGUGUAUUAGCACUUAAAAUUAUAACAGGUAUGCGAGAGUUUUGUGGGCGCUGAUGAGAGCAAACUGACAAAUAAAAAAUCCACACUUUCUACACAUACAUUACAAUGUAUAUGGAAGAACAUGUCCAAUUUUAACAGCAUUUAACAUGUUUUUUUUUGCUUAGCAGAAACAAAACAGGAAAAGCCAACAAAAUCUGGAUAACAUCAUGUCUCCACUUUACCCUGUGAUAAGUCAACACGGAUGAGCUCAGUGCUAAAAUGGCCAAUGAAACCUAGAGCGCCCUCCUCAUGCGACUCUCCAUGAGAGAAGUCACUUUUGUGAAGCUGCCAGACAUGACUUGCUACACCCACAUACUUUAGUACAUAGCGUAAAUAGCUACAACAGCUGAAAGCUACACGCAAACACACACAAACACACAUAUACUCAGCUACAACGAGCCACUUUGAUACUAGAGGGUAGCACAUUGGCCUUGCGUGCAAACAAUACAGCACUUUACUGGUGGUCAGAGUGACUUCAUGGAACAACAAAUAGUAGAAGUGACCUCACAGUCAUCAUUGUCUGACAGUAUAUUACAAGAGUUUUGAAAAAAAUAACAUUUUAACAUUGUAAUUUUGACUGAUACCUGACAACAGCACUGUGUCGACAUGGUUUUAGCACUGAGUACAUGUUGUCUUACUGGAACAGAACUCUAUGGUGAAAUUUUAUGUUAUUUUUCUAUUUGUUCACUUCUGUCAGCCUGCUGCUCUGUAAUAUUGGAGUGCAUUUCCCUUCUUGCUUUCAAUGGAAGCAAUAAGACGGACAUCAGAUUAUGCAAUAACCUGUUAUAAGGCACUUUAUAGAUGUGCCUGGACUGGCUGAUAACCGUCUGUCCAAGGCAUAGAUCAUUGUACCAAUGGAUGUAUCUACACUACACAAAUGUAUCUUAGUUCGACUAAUGUAUUGAUAUUAAGAUCAUAUAUCUACAUUAGACAGUUUUUUUCCUGCAUUGGAUCAAUCUACAUUAGAUCCCAUUUACACUUGGCACAGAAUUCCUUUCGUGGAUGGAAGUUCUAUCAAGAAGAACGAGAGCUCAAAGCAACAUUAUGCAACGUUUUUGACAUCAUGGCCCAUUUGAACCUAUUUUGUGAAACUUCAGGAGCCAGACUGAAUUCUGAUAGUACUCAGUUAACCAUAUGGCUUUGAUAUUUAGUGGCUCUCUGUAUCAAGUUAGAAAAAAAAUCUUACAAGAUAAUACAUGUGCUGCAGGAAGACAAAAUGCUGUGAAGAUAACCCACACAAAUGUUGAAAUGCACAGCUUUUCUGUGGUUGCAGUGCAUUGCAUUUUUUAAACAUUGCACACUGGAUUGAUGAUAUUAUCUUGUGUUUUGGCUAUUUGAAUGGGUUUCCUAAAAUAGAGCAUGUUUUGCUCUCAGGGCUACCACACUAAUCGGUUCCAAAAAGCCUGACUGAAGUCUGAUUGCUAUUUGGCACCUAUAAAACACCAUGCAAGACACAAUAAUAUUCUGUGUUUCUCCUUUCACAAAUGCAUUGCAUUUUUUUCUGAGUUUAUCUUUACAGCAACCCUUGUCACAACCACAGAAAACAUUAUUACUCCACUAUCAUAUAUGCACUCAACACUUUGGAUUGCCAUUUCGGUGAUGUUUUGCACUAAGACAACCUCUGUUUGUCAUGAAUGUCUUUGGAAGAUCAAUGCAUCCACUUGAACACCAUCUGCAUAAAUGUGUCUCAGAUUGCCUUCUGAAUUCUUUCAGGCAAUCAGAUUUUAUUCAAUAGACAAAUACAAUGCAGAAGCAUUCGAGAAACAACACAGUGUAAAUCUGGUCACACCUCGGUUUGAACUGUCAUUCGCUGGGCAAUUUAGGUGUUUAAUAAGUCUCAAAUGGAAUUUUAUUGCUCGGUGUAAAUGGGAUUAGGAAUGGUCUGUGUUCAUAGAACUUAGAUAGCGAUAAAUAUGUAAUGUACUACUGUGAGUACUGUAACAGCUAAUAACACUGUCACUGUAUGUGUGCAGCGUUAGAAGUGAUACAGUAUCUUUGUUAUGCUGUAAAAAUGUGAAUGUUAUGAUAUAGGGAAGCACUACACGCACACAUGCGCACACAUGCACCAGACACACCCCCACCCACAUGCUCACACACGUCUAAUCAGUCAUGUGCAGAUCCCUCUGUAAAGAGGGGAUAUACAUCCAAAGUCUUCCUGUAGGAAAAAGCAAUAUUGUGGAGUUGAUCUGUCCGUUAGUGCACUUUCCUUCCCCCCAUACCUUUAACCUAGACAUAGCAGUACAACAACACAGCAGAUGGUUUCACGGAGGGAUUGUGAUGCAUAACUCCAGACUAUAGAUUUGUGGCCACAGCUCCCAUUGUUUGGUCCACAUAUUUUUCUGUCAUACCUAAUUUUAUUUUUAUGUUUUCUGAAGUGAAUCCCAUUAACCUUGCCAGAAAAAAUGUUUCUUCUCUCUGCCAGUACAAAAUUAUUAACUGAAAAACCUCAAUAUAAAAAAAACCUGCCCAGCCAACCAGACAUAUAAAAAUAAAGAGGGCGUAGGAGUGAUGUUCUGUUUUAAUAACAACCAGGUUUAUGUGUGACACAUGAACUACUGCUGCCUGAUUUAAUGCAUUAAUUCAGAUCUAGUUGCGGUACAGUUGCCUUCAUAGUUCUAGUCGCUUUCAAAAAUCAGAUUUUUGCUUUCUUCUUGGUAUUCUGAUCUGUCUUGUUGUCCUCCCUAAACACCUGUCCUGAACCUCACAUGAGUCUUGAGGCCAGCUAGCUGCUUGCAGUCAUUGAUGCAGUACAGUGUGCACUGUAGAGUGUAGGACGCUACUUUGCAGUGGUGCAAUACGGUACAAUAAACACAGUUUGACUGCCACCCAGUGGUAAAUGUCUAACACAUCAGAUAAAUUCCUCUCUCCUGCAACAUGCAUUCACUGCAUUUUGAUUGGGACUAUAAGGAUAGCAUACUUUAAAAAAGAGCUGUCAUUUAACGCAAGCUGAAUUAUAAUUUUGUGCAGCUGUGUGAUACAAUAAAUGCCACAGUUUUCAUGGUUAAAACAAUAUAUUAUUAAACUAAAAUACAGUGCUGCAGUUGUUGCUACUGCUUUAUAUAAUGCUAAAAGAUAGCUUGUAAAAAUAAUAAAAAUAAAAAAUUAAUCCCUAUGCCGAAUUAAAGGGAUGUUAAUAUUCAAUCAAAGGAGAUAUAUAGGUUUACACAAAAUCUACGAGGAAAGGGAUCCAUGAAAAAAUUUGUACAAAUGUUGAUCCGUUCUCAGACCUUGCCAGCUGAGAGUAAGAUUUAAACACUUACAGUGUUUAGCAUUACAUGAAGAUUACUCACUACAAUGGGAAAGUGUUCUGAUUGACCAAUAUGAUUCCUUAGAGUUAGUAUUGCUCUUACUGCCAUAGCAGCAGAAACUCACACUGCCAAGCCAAGAGUCUGACGUCUGCUCUCUUCCUCCCACAUUCCACACCAGAGCUGCAACGAUUACUCAAUUACUCGAUUAAUCAAUUAAAGGAAAACUAAUUGUAAACUUUUUUAAAUAAAGGUUAAUUGUUUCAGUGAUUUUUGAGCAAAAUGCCAAAAGUUUGAAGGUUCUGUGUUUUCAAAUGUGACAAUUUGCCACUUUGGUCCUAGUUUACACAACAGUAACAGUAUAAGAAAUGUAAUAAUGUCACCUUGUGUUUCAAGGAAUUGUGAUGGGCUUUUAUUUUAAUCUCUUUGACUAUUUUCUCAUGUUUUAUAGACCAAACCAUCAUUGGAGAAACAUAAAUAAAAUCACUGACAGAUUAAUAAAAUGAUGGUUAGUUGCAGUUCUAUUCCGCACAAAUUUAAAGUUCAAACCGCUGAACUUCAGUUAAGCGAAAAGUUAACUUCACAGCCAUCGUGACUCAAGGAGAUGAGAAAUGAAAUAAGUUGAAACAGGAGAAAUGUGUCCUUAUUUUGACACAAACACAUGUUUCCAUUGUAAGAAUUUUUAAACAGUUAACUAUGUUCAAAUUAUCGGUAGUGAUUCCAACCUAUGAUGCAUGUUGUGAUCUAUUAUGUGUCAAUGUUAUCUAGUAAACUGCUUCCUUAAACCCUUGAAAGAGAUUAUCUUAUAGAGCAAGGCUAGCUAGCUACAGAUUUUAAUUCUAAGCACAGGCUGACACUGACCUCUCCACCAUUUCUCACAACAGUCCUGCAUUUUAAACUCAUUUAACAGUAUUUUUACACACCCAAGGGUUGUAAAACAUAAUUGUAUCUUAAUCAAAGCAACUAACUCAUAUCUACACAUUUUAUCCUAACCAAUCUAAGGACACUGAUGUUAUACGAAUUAUAGGAUUUUACAGUAAGUUGACAUCUUGCAGCAGAGUUCUAUAUUUUGCUUACAUCACCACAAUGUAUUCAACACGCACACAUGCAAAACCGAUCUGCAGCCCCAGUUUUCCUGGAUCAACUUUCCUGUGAAUGUUCAGCCGUUUGUCUUGUGUUUGUGACCAUGUUGCUCAUGCUCCCUUCAUGACUAUGCACCUCAAACUUCUGACUUGUUAAAAACUACAUACUGAAAAUAAAAUGUUGAUUGAA